AGACCCUUUGUUUUGGUUGCUAGAGAACGAGAAAGUAGAGACGACAGGAUGCACCCGUGAAGAGUUCACACUUACAACCUGGAAACGAUCCAUGUAGAAGCGACAAAGGGAGAGAACGAAGCAGGAUUCAUGCAAUCGCAGAGUUCGCUCGCCACCAUUUGUUGCAGAAGGUAUAUGGCUUUGGAAAGGAAGUAAAAGAAGCAGAAACAGAGAGAAUAGAAGGAGAAGAAUUGGCUACGGUUUCUUUUGAGAUUCAAAAAUCAGAAGGAAAUUUCUUUGCGAGUUUUUUCUUGUCCUGUUUGUUUUGGGUAGACUAACAGAGAGGAUCUGGGAAAGAAGAGAAACUCGGGUUUUCCUGUUCAUCAUAAUUCAUAAAAAAUUUGCGACAGCUUACCACUAUUAGACACUCAUUAAAUUUCAUGGAGAGUGGAAGGCCAGAUGCCGAUCAUAGCAGGGAACCCAAGGAAAUGGAACCAAGUGGCUGGGGCCCAACAGCAUGGUCACAUCUCAGCUUGCUCCGCUGCCAAUCACCACUUGUUCAAUGCAUCACCAACUUUGUCUCCAUGGAUCUUGUUGCCAACACACUCCUCUCAGCUGGUGCAUCACCUGCCAUGAUCCACUCCCCGCAUGAGAUCCCCGAUUUCACCCCCAACACCAGUGCCCUUUGCAUCAAUGUUGGCACUCUCUCUGCCGACUGGCUACCACCUAUGAAGAUGGCUGCCAACCUCAUCUCCAAGUCCUCUAAACCUUGGGUUCUCGACCCAGUCGCUGUUGGCUCUUCCACUUUCCGCUUACAAGCUUGUUUGGAGCUCAUCAAGCUCAAGCCUACUGUCAUUAAGGGAAAUGGCUCUGAGAUUAUCGCACUUUCGGAGGCAUCGACUGGUCAUGCUAAGGGUGUAGACAGCGCCCAUGAGUCAAUGGAUGCAGUUGAAGCAGCCAAGUUAUUGGCUCAAGCCACUGGUGCCAUAGUUGCAGUGUCGGGGGCAGUUGACAUUAUCACAGAUGGGCAACGAGUUGUUGGUGUGCGUAAUGGAGUGCGCAUGAUGCAGAAGAUCACUGCAACAGGAUGUGCAGCUUCUGCCCUUGUGGCUGCCUUUCUUGCUGUGGACCAAUCACAUGCUCUGGAGGCAACAGCCUCGGCGAUGUCCGUAUUUGGUGUUGCUGGCGAGAUGGGGAUGAGCAUGGCCAAAGGUCCAGCUUCUUUGAGGAUGCACUUGAUAGAUUCUCUGUAUGGGCUUGAUGAAGGUGUUGUGCUUGGUCGCACUAAUAUCAGUAGUUUGGCAUGAUACUUGAAGGAAUACAGUCAAUUAACAUCAAAUAUAAAAGGCAUGUCAAAAACCUGACAUAUCCAGAGUUUUGUUUACUCAUAGUCAAUAACAGACUUUAGGAAUAUGCUCGAUCAAUCUGCUGGGGUUCUAUUUAUGCAGUAUAACUAUUUAUAGGAACAAAAUGAUGAACUUAGCGUUAUAGGAGUUCACUGGCCUAGCUUAAGGGCUUAUUCUCAUGUAAGAUGUUCAAAUUGUGGGACCAACUGGCAAGAAGGAAAUAAAAAUUCUCUCUUUAACGCUGGCAAAGGAUUAUGAUGCGUUCA
Molecule: messenger RNA, 1591 nt
Organism: Carica papaya (papaya)
Lineage: Eukaryota; Viridiplantae; Streptophyta; Magnoliopsida; Brassicales; Caricaceae
Product: hydroxyethylthiazole kinase-like
Biological process (GO): thiamine biosynthetic process
Molecular function (GO): magnesium ion binding; hydroxyethylthiazole kinase activity; ATP binding
Source: RefSeq, a predicted model, not a curated record